CGCCAUGGAGGCCGUUCCCCGGAUGCCCAUGAUCUGGCUGGACCUGAAGGAGGCCGGAGACUUCAGCUUCCAGCCGGCCGUGAAGAAGUUUGUCCUGAAGAAUUACGGUGAGAACCCGGAGACGUACAACGAGGAGCUGAAGAAACUGGAGCUGCUCCGACAGAGCGCGGUGAACGUCCCCCGGGACUUUGAGGGCUGCAGCGUCCUGCGGAAAUACCUGGGCCAGCUCCAUUACCUGCAGAGCCGCAUCCCCAUGGGCCUGGAGAACGAGGCGGCGGUCCCGGUCACGUGGACGGAGAUCUUCUCGGGCAAGUCCGUGACCCACGAGGACAUCAAGUAUGAGCAGGCCUGCAUCCUCUACAACCUCGGCGCGCUGCACUCCAUGUUGGGAGCCAUGGACAAGAGGGUUUCAGAGGAGGGGAUGAAGGUGUCCUGCACCCAUUUCCAGUGCGCGGCGGGCGCCUUCACCUACCUACGGGAGCACUUCCCCAUCUCCUACAGCGUGGACAUGAGUCACCAGAUCCUCAACCUCAACGUGAACCUCAUGCUGGGUCAGGCCCAGGAGUGUCUCUUGGAGAAGUCAAUGCUGGACAAUAGGAAGAGCUUCCUCGUGGCCCGCAUCAGCGCCCAGGUGGUCGACUACUACAAGGAGGCCUGCCGGGCUCUGGAGAGCUCCGAGACGGCCUCCCUGCUCGGCAAGAUCCAGAAGGACUGGAAGAAGCUAGUGCAGAUGAAGAUCUAUUACUUCGCCGCGGUGGCUCACCUGCACAUGGGGAAGCAGGCCGAGGAGCAGCAGAAGUUUGGAGAGAGGGUCGUCUACUUCCAGAGCGCCCUGGACAAGCUCAACGAAGCCAUCAAGAUGGCCAAGGGCCAGCCGGAGACCGUGCAGGACGCCCUUCGCUUCACCAUGGACAUCAUCGGAGGGAAGUUCAACUCGGCCAAGAAGGAUAACGACUUCAUCUACCACGAGGCCGUCCCCCCUCUGGACACGCUGCAGCCCGUGAAAGGGGCCCCGCUGGUGAAGCCCCUCCCCGUGAACCCCACCGACCCCGCGGUCACCGGCCCCGACAUCUUCGCCAAGCUGGUGCCGAUGGCCGCCCACGAGGCCUCGUCGCUGUACAGCGAGGAGAAAGCCAAGCUGUUGCGGGAGGUGAUGGCCAAGAUUGAUGCCAAGAACGAGGUGUUGGACCAGUUCAUGGACUCCCUGCAACUGGACCCCGACACGGUAGACGACCUGGAGCUCUACAACCAGAUCCCGCCCCUGCUCAUGGAGAAGUGUGCCGCCCUCAGCGUCCGGCCCGACACCGUCAAGAACCUCGUCCAGUCCAUGCAGGAGCUGUCGGGCGUGUACACGGACGUGGAGGCCUCCCUGAAAGACAUCAAGGCCCUGCUGGAGGGGGCCGAGCCCCCGGAGCCCAAGGGGCAGGAGGCGGCGGCGGCGGCGGCGGCGGGGGGCCGGCCCUCGCCCGAGCUGGCGGAGGUGAGGCGCGAGUGGUCCAAGUACACGGAGGUGCACGAGAAGGCCUCGUUCACCAACAGCGAGCUGCACCGCGCCAUGAACCUGCACGUCGGCAACCUGCGCCUGCUGAGCGGGCCCCUGGACCAGGUGCGGGCCGCCCUGCCCGCCCCGGCCCUGGGCCCGGAGGAGAAGGGCGUCCUGCAGAACCUGAAGCGGAUACUGACCAAGGCCCGGGAGAUGCGGGAGCAGCGGCAGGCCCUGGAGCGCCAGCUGCGGGACCAGAUCCAGAAGGACGACCUCACCACCGCGCUGGUCACCGCCGACCGCUCCGAGAUGCAGAAGCUGUUCUCGGAGCAGCUGAAGAAGUACGACCAGCUGCGGGUGUACCUGGACCAGAACCUGGCGGCCCAGGAGAACGUGCUGGCCGCCCUGACGAAGGCCCACGUGCAGUUUGCCCCCGUGCGCCGCCUCCUAGCAGACCUCCGGACCAAGUGGGACUCCACGCUGCAGGCCCUGGUGGGCUCCUACGAGGCCUACGAAGACCUGAUGAAGAAGUCGCAGGAGGGGAAGGACUUCUACGCCGACCUGGAGAGCAAGGUGGCCGCCCUCCUGGAGCGGGCCCGGGCGGCCCGCCAGCAGCAACUGGACAGGGAGCUGAAGAAGAAGGCACCCCCCCGGCCCACGGCCCCCAAACCCCAGCUGGCCCGGAAGGAGGACGGGGAAGAGGCGGGCGAGCUGGCGGACCUCCCCGCCGAGGUCCUGGCGGCCCGGCUGGCGGCCGCCUCCUUCCCCGGCGCGGCCCGGCCCCCCGAGGCCUUCCUGGGGGCCGGGGCGCGGGUCGGGGGCGCCCCCCUGCCCUUCCCGCCCGCCCACUUCCCGCCCCCGGGCCCCCUCUACGGCCCCAUCCGGGCCCCGUUCCCGCCGCCGCUGCCGCCGGCGGCCCCCCAGCCCUCGGGGCUGCCGGCCCUGAGCCAGGUCCCCGCGCCCCUGGUGUACCCGGCGCCCGCCUUCGCCCGCGGGCCCGUGCCCCGCUCCUCCCCGCAGCACGGCCCCGAGGGCGGCGGGCGGCCGGCCGGCGGCCCGGCGGACGGCGUCCAGGCCCCCGGCUACGGGCCGGGCCCCGCCCGCCUCUGCUUCCCCGGCCCGGGGGCCCCCGCCUUCGCCCCCUACCCCUACCCUCCCCGGGCCCAGCCCCCCUUCGGCCCCGCGGGCUUCCCGGCGGCCGGGGAGCGGCCCCCUCCGGCCUACUCGGCGCCGCUGGCCUUCGCGCCCCGGGCCCCGCUCCCGCCCGCCUUCCCGGGCCGGGCGCCCGGCCCCCCGGCUCAGCAGGCCCCCUUCCCGUUCCCGGCCCAGCCGGGCGUCCUGGGGCAGCUGCCGCCCCCGCUGCGGGCCCAGCUCUACCCCCCGCCGGCCCGAGACCCCUCCGGCCUGGCCUUCCCCCACCCGGGCGCGGCCCCGGCCCCGCUGCCGGGGGGCCGGCCGGUCUCGCCCUCCCCGCCGGCCUUGCCCUUCUGCCCGGCCCCCCCGGCCCCCGGCGGCCCCGCUGCCCCGGCCGGGGCCCUCGCCCGCCCCGAGAGCCAGCACGGGGGCUCCCAGCCCCCCGGGGGCGGCCAGCCCCUGCUGCAGCCCACCAAGGCGGACGCGGCCGAGGGCCAGCGGCCCCAGGCCCUGCGGCUCAUCGAGCGCGACCCCUACGAGCGGCCCGAGCGGCUGCGGCGGCUCCGCCAGGAGCUGGAGGCCUUCCGGGGGGCGGUGGGGGCCGGCCCGCUGGACGGGGCCUGGCGGCGGCUGCAGGAGGCCCAGGAGCGGGACGCCCGCGGCCGCUCCAUCGCCGUGGCCCGCUGCUACGCCCUGAAGAACCGGCACCAGGACGUCAUGCCCUACGACGGCAACCGCGUGGUCCUGCGCUCGGGCAAGGACGACUACAUCAACGCCAGCCGGCUGGACGGCCUCUCGCCCUACUGCCCCCCGCUCGUGGCCACCCAGGCCCCGCUGCCCGGCACCGCCGCCGACUUCUGGCUCAUGGUCCACGAGCAGAAGGUGUCGGUGAUCGUCAUGCUCGUGGCCGACGCCGAGAUGGAGAAGCAAAAGGUGGCCCGCUACUUCCCCACGGAGCGGGGCCGGCCGAUGGCGCAGGGCCCCCUGACCCUGGCGCUGAGCAGCGUGCGGACCACGGCCACCCACGUGGAGCGCGUCCUCAGCCUCCAGUUCCGCGACCAGAGCCUCAAGCGCUCCCUCGUCCACCUCCACUUCCCCACCUGGCCCGAGCUGGGCCUGCCCGACAGCCCCGAGGACCUGCUGAGCUUCAUCCACGACGUCCACACCCACUAUCUGCACCAGCGGCCCCUGCACACGCCCAUCGUGGUGCACUGCAGCUCCGGGGUGGGCCGCACGGGCGCCUUCGCCCUCCUGUACGCCGCCGUCCAGGAAGUGGAGGCCGGGAACGGCAUCCCCGACCUGCCCCAGCUCGUCCGCCGCAUGCGGCAGCAGCGCAAGCACAUGCUGCAGGAGAAGCUGCACCUCAAGUUCUGCUACGAGGCCGUGGUGAGACACGUGGAGCAGGUCCUGCAGCGCCACGGGCUGCCCCCGCCGCCGGGGAGCCGCCCGGCCUCCGCCGCCUCGCAGAAGCCGUAUCUGCCGCCGGACCUGGUGCUGGGCGGGGACGUGCCCAUCAGCUCCAUCCAGGCCACCAUCGCCAAGCUGAGCAUCCGGCCCGCGCCGGGCGGCGGGUCCGACCCCCCUCCGGCUCCGGAAGACCCCGCCCCGGCCCCCCCGGAGCCCGCCGGCCCCCCGUCGCCCCCGCCCCCGGAGCCGCCCGAGCCGGCGGAGGAGAGCCCGGCCCCCGCGGCCCCCGGCCCGGCCCCGCCGUCCUCGUCGCUGGAGCUCUUGGCCUCCCUGACGCCGGAGGCCUUCUCCCUGGACGGCUCCGCGCGCGGGAAGCAGCGCAUGAGCAAGCACAGCUUCCUGCAGGCCCCCAACGGGCAGGGCCUGCGAGGGGCCCGCCCCGCCGACGACCCCCUGAGCCUGCUGGACCCCCUCUGGAGCCUCAACAAGACGUGAGUCGGCGCGGGUCCUCCUCCUCUCCCUCUCCCCUGGGACCUGACUUUUUCCAGUCCUUUGCUAGGAAAAUAAAAACCCUUCCGUACGCAAACCGCGCCGUCGGCGUCCCGCGCGCACCCGUCC
This is a messenger RNA of Tachyglossus aculeatus (Australian echidna), 4642 nucleotides long. It is a transcript of the gene PTPN23, whose product is annotated as protein tyrosine phosphatase non-receptor type 23. Gene Ontology annotation, biological process: endocytic recycling; protein transport to vacuole involved in ubiquitin-dependent protein catabolic process via the multivesicular body sorting pathway; protein dephosphorylation. Gene Ontology annotation, molecular function: protein tyrosine phosphatase activity; protein binding. Gene Ontology annotation, cellular component: endosome. The record is from RefSeq and is a predicted model, not a curated record. The transcript has 25 exons. The coding region runs from base 5 to 4519 and encodes 1504 amino acids. Lineage: Eukaryota; Metazoa; Chordata; Mammalia; Monotremata; Tachyglossidae.